GACAUCGGCCAGAGCGUACCAGAAAUACCAGUAAAGAUUCCAGUUUUCCUCUUUUUCUAGUCUGCUUUGUACACCAAUUCCGCUGGUGGAGAUUUUUCGGCUACUUGCAAAGCUAGUGAGCUAAAAAGUGCAGAACAAACAGUGUAACAUUAGAUGAAAACUAGUUAUUUGCGUUUUCGGAAGUAGAAAAGAUAAUGGCGUUUCAAAUUUGCUGACGGUCGUGGAAAGUGUAAUCGGGAGGUCUCUAUUGCCUGAUGGAAUUUAUUCGUCAAAAGGAAAUAACCCUCUGAAAUUCUGUUCAGUUUGCUGCGUGUACAAUUCGUGUGAGUGGAUGUAACUCCAGAGAUGAAAAAUAGCUUUCGGGAGUAACUUCCAGCGAGCUGUAUGGAAAAUGGCACCACCAUCGGAUGCUGCUCCGUUAGCUAGCAACUCCAAAUCGAAACCGCUCAGUCUUCCAGCAGAUCACAAACUCUCCUACUGUUCCUGUUGCAAAACUCCGUCAUGACACUUGGCAGCCAACUAGCGCACCUAGGUUGAACAUUGUGACUUUGAAAAUCAAAUUGUUGUACACGGACACUUUCAGUGAUGUGUCCAAUGACUGGGAAAAGUGUACGUUGGCGAUAGGAUUGCUCCUCUGAAAACUAGCAAUAAACAUCGCUCCGGUCGCAACAAUCCACGGUGGUGGCGUCGGCGGCGGCAACAACGGUCAGCUCGCACUCAGCGCAUGAAGAGUAAGCAAAGAAGAGGAACAUAAACAGGUUUUAAUCGAGAGUGCUACGAAAGAGACCGAAAACAGAAGACUAAGCUGGAGAAGAAUAAGUAAAGUUUUACACAUGAAAAGUGCCGACAAAUCCGAGAAGAGAUAGUGGACGGGCCGGGAGCAAAAAAGAGUUGGCCAUCCAUGCAGCAGUAAGCAAACGGCUAAUUAUUUUAUUAUAGUGAUUUUUCGACUUCCCGAUCCGCACCGAUUAAUGUGCUUCCCUGCUUCAAGAAUAUUGAAGUUAGUUAUAAUUAAAAGUGGCCUAUGUUUUUUUAAACAAAAUAAGUGUGUGUUUGCAUCAUUGUUGCCGUUGGGGUGUUUCGAUUGUUUUACCAGUUUGAUUUGUAUGUGUUUACCGACCACGUUGUUAAGGCCUUGAAAAAUAAUAGGUGCUGCCGUUGUGAUAGUCAAGCACGUGCAUAAGUGAAUAUUUCGUUACAAAUUACCUACGUGCUUAAUUGAGUCGCAGAAUGGAAGGAUUACGAACCAGCUAUGGAAGAGAUUAUUGGAAGGAUAUAUAAAGAUAACUAACGACUCCUUCUAAGUAUUUGUUUUUGGAACACACACGACCAAAUCGACGAAAUCAACAAAAGCAACCGCUUUUUUUAUCCUGCUAAAACCACACGUCUGUUUCCCAAUUAGCACUCCAAUUGGGAAUAACCGCAGUGGAUCAAAUUACAACUUUCGAAAAGAGAUAAUCACCCAAAACGGAUAGUCUCCCAACGUCUCAUUAUCGGCUUUCGAUGUAGUGAACACUAAAAUAAGUGAAUUAUUGAACAUUCGUCCGUCUUCCGUGCUGUGCAUUGAAAACCGCAUACUCUUCCCCGAUGAGUCAGUACAGCGUACACAAAUUUGAUGACACUACGUGCAGCGGACCCAGACCUCCCGUCCCAGGAAAGGAAAGUCGUCGGAAGAUGACCGACACCCUAAACUCGGAAAAGUCCCGCGAUUCACCACCCAACUACUACCGGUGGUCGGAGAAGCUUUCUUACCUGCUAGAAGAUGUAGAUGGUGCGGAGCUGUUCAAGCGCUUCGUCGAGCUGCAAGGCGACGAGCACUCGAAUCAGCUCAAUUUUUACUUUGCUUGCGAGGGUCUUAAACAGCAGAGGGAUAACGACAAGAUGACCCAACUGAUUGGUGCAAUAUAUAAGCGCUUCUUGAAGCGAGCGCCUCGCGGCUCGAAGCUGCAUGUCAGCGAGUCGAUGCGAAACAUGAUUAAGGCUGGUCUUAAGAAUGAGAUUUUGUUGGCGCCGGAUAUUUUUGAUCAAAUGCAGGCGGAUGUGGCAGCUGUUAUUGGAAACACGACCUAUCCCAAUUUCCUGCAAUCCGAUCUGUAUAUACAAUAUAUCCAAAAUAUGCAAACAAGCAGCGGUAGUGGAAGCGGAGCCACUAGCUGCACAGGUAUCCCGCUAGGGAUAUCAGGUGCAUCCACCGGUGCACUAUCGUCAAUGACAAACAGCAGUUCCAUGUCGGAACUAGUCCUACACAGUUCCUCCGCCUUGCCAACAUUGCACGAGGAUUCUGAACUAGUCAACGCCGAUUCAAUCGAGCAACUCUACGGUGCUUUAGGACCGGGUAUUGCCGGCAGUAGCAUAUCCGUUAUUUCCAGUGUUAGUGGAGCUGGUAGUGGUAAGCCGGCGAUGACUCUAACUAAGGAUGCACUGAUGGCUACGCAGAAGCGCCGACUCGAGAUGAGACCUCCCGGAGCACACGGAUACUCUGUGUACAUGAACUAUGCAUCCUAUAACCCGGUCUCGCGCCGUGAUUCGGAGUUGGCCAGUCUCAGCUCGGGCCGAACAGAAUCCGAUAAGAUGCCACCACCGACGAUGUAUCUUGAUGGUCAGUCUCACACGCAACGGAGACACCAAUCUCGGCAGCAUUCUGCGAUGGAACAAAGGCAAAUAAACGAGAAUGUCGUUUUUAAUGACAAUCUGAAGCAUAUACCUCGAAAUCAGCGGGUUCACCCGAAAGUACUAUCAACGGAGCAAUUUCAAACAGAACUCAUGCAAAAGUUGAAAGCAGUACAACAAGCUCAAGAGAAGGAAGGGGAAGUGAUUCGAAAAGUACGAGAGAUCGAUCAGGUGGAUAAGUCCCAAAGUAAUAGAUCAUUCGCGGACGCUAUUCGACAGAAAUUGCAAGUGGAGGAUGACAACGACCAGGAUAUUCUGGAUAAGCACGUAUCGAGGGUAUGGUCGGACUUAACUCCAAGUCGAUCCCCAGACAUCAUGUCUCCUUGCCCAAACAUCAGUCGAACGCGGCGUUCCGAAAUGGGAAACUUCGGAAGUGGAUCUAUGAGUGCACAAUCUUCGAUGCGGCAUUCGAAAUCGAUGCCAGACGGUCACCCGCUGAGUAUGGCUGGUCCUGCAGCGCAACCUUUGCCUCGAAACAAGCCGCUGAACAACAAAUGGCCUUCGGUGUACACUGAUAGCGGAAUUAGUUUGCUUUCGACUGACACCCUUAGCAAGUAUAGCAGUAAGGAUAUGCCGAGUAUGAGUACAAACAGUUCGCGACCGCUGUCUCGAACGAUGCACGCCGACAUGUCGGCUGGAAACAUUGCCCACCUACUGCAAGAAUCCAGCAGGCGAUUGGAUGAUGAAACCAGAAGAUCGAAACGACACCAGCAUCCGCUCCCGCCACCUCCAUUGCCACCAGCUGCCGCCCCCAGUUCUCUAGUGCCACCGCCAAUACCUGCCAAACCUCAGAGCUCCAUGACGGAGUUCACCGUCGUGGUGUAUCUGUUUUGCGACGAGGAAGUACCAUAUCGGAUAAAAAUUCCCGGUACACACCCGCCAACGCUCAAACAGUUCAAGGACUACCUGCCCAAAAAGGGAAACUAUCGAUUCUUUUUCAAAACCCGCUGCGACGAUCUAGACAGUCCGGUGAUUCAGGAAGAGAUCAACAACGACAACGAGGUGUUACCCCUGUUCGAGGGUAAAGUGAUGGGAACAGUGAAGCCAUUGGACUAGACUAUAGCGAAUUGCUCCAGGUAUAAAAACGACCAUUUAGCAUGAAGUGGUUGGCAUAAAAACAAUCGAGAAUCAGUUUUGCUCGGAUAAAAUGUUGGUUAUUUGUUGCAGUAUUCCUAUCAACUGCAAACUUACAACUAUGCCAUCAAACUUGAUGUUAUUUGCUAAUUUUACUAGUACCUACCAUACUGCCAACAUCACAUGCAAACCUUUAUUUUGGGGUAUAAUAAUUAUGCAAAGGAAUCACCACCGGCAGCAAACAAACAACAUGCAGUUUUAUGUAUAGAACGCAACAGACUUCCAUCUAUUAAGAUAGCUCAUUAUUUUCUGCAUCACGUGUGAGAAGAAUUCAACAUUAUUAGGUCUUUCGGUGGAAAUUUCGUUAGCCAAUUUAGUUUACAUUUUGGAAUAUUGGAUUCUUCUAUUUUUUAUUUGAUAAAGUCAAAAUUUUUAUUAUGUUAUCGCUAAUUGUAAAAAUUUAAAUUAAACAAUGGAAUAGAUGUUCUUCAGUUUAUUCAGUAGUCAACUUGCGCGUGAAAAGAUAGAGCAACAACACAGCUAAAGUGCCUUUUAAAAAAGUUAUAAACUAAAUAGGAACCCGAACAACCACGAACAAUCGACUUGCCGACAAACCGAUAACGGGGGACAAAAUGAAAGUGUUCAGAACUGCAAGCGAUAAACGAUAGUAUAGUAAGGUAUAGAUAGGAGGGCAGAAUUGUAUCCAGUCAGGCUUUCGUUUGCAUAGAGAAGCGGAGCGAAAACUAGCAGCGUAGUAGAUGCCAUACGGGAUCGAAAAUAGUCCACUUCGAACUGACCAAAAUCAAAAAACUGAAAGAUUGCUUCAUUUUGGAAAUUUAGCAAUACCCGAAGAGAAUUGGAGUCUUAACAGUAUUUUCCCCUGUAAUUUAGCAAUUUUAUUUUUAGAAUGAAUGAAAACCACGCAAGUUUCGGUGUUUUACGCAAUUAUUUAACCACUUUUUAUUUAUUUUGUCCAAUAUUUGCCUGUGCGGCCUUGUCUUUUCAAGCCCCCAAUCUAAGUCGACAAUUUAUAUAAUUUUUUGCUUUUUAAUCAUAGCAAAAUCAGUGUACAGACAAUAACUUCCCCAGAUAGGAACGAUCGACUAACUAGCAAACUGUGUCUCGUCGACUGAUUCCAAAUGUGCUGCCUCCGUUAGCAUUUGUUUGAACGUUAUACAUUGCAUAAAGCUACGAAAAACAAUGCAAUUCUCAAAAUUGUAAAAAAAACUCCCUCUUUGGUUUUAUCGUGAUUGUAUUAUUCGAAUACACGAGCUAUAUCAAUCCCGUGACACACAGAGGCGAAGGUUUAGGGAGUGAAGGAAGGAUAUAUUUAGAAGUAUAUAUAUUACAGUAGACGCGUAAUAAAAGCUAUUAUAUGAAAACGGUAA
Messenger RNA from Topomyia yanbarensis, 5132 nucleotides. It is a transcript of the gene Axn, whose product is annotated as axin. The record is from RefSeq and is a predicted model, not a curated record. The coding region runs from base 1588 to 3726 and encodes 712 amino acids. Lineage: Eukaryota; Metazoa; Arthropoda; Insecta; Diptera; Culicidae. Gene Ontology annotation, biological process: negative regulation of canonical Wnt signaling pathway. The transcript has 11 exons.